This is a messenger RNA of Eucalyptus grandis, 1561 nucleotides long. Its product is annotated as wall-associated receptor kinase-like 9. The transcript has 3 exons. The coding region runs from base 68 to 1414 and encodes 448 amino acids. NCBI's taxonomy places the organism in Eukaryota, Viridiplantae, Streptophyta, Magnoliopsida, Myrtales, Myrtaceae. Gene Ontology annotation, molecular function: calcium ion binding; ATP binding; protein serine/threonine kinase activity. The record is from RefSeq and is a predicted model, not a curated record. Gene Ontology annotation, cellular component: plasma membrane. Gene Ontology annotation, biological process: protein phosphorylation; cell surface receptor signaling pathway.
UGGCCUCAUCUCUGGCGAUUCCUAUAACUGCAGCAGCGACAGCUUCAAUUUAGCAUAUCGCAAGGUGAUGCCGUUUCUGCAGUGUUAUUGCCGUAAGGGCUUCACCGGUAACCCCUAUAUUAAAGAUGGAUGCGAAGAUGUCGAUGAAUGCAAAGAUCUGACCAAUCGGUGCCCUGGAAGAAAGUGCGUGAAUCGACGCGGUUCCUUUGAAUGUGUCGAAGGCAGCAAGACAGUCAAAUUUCUCCUCGUAGGUAUCGGAGCAGGCCUAGGGGUACUACUCUUGCUUCUUUUGUUAUGGCUGUUGUACAAUUUCAUGAAGAGAAGGAAAGAAAUCAAGCUCAAAGAGAGGUACUUCAAACAGAAUGGGGGUCUCUUGUUGCAGCAACAACUGUGUUCAUCCGAGACCAAUGUUGACAAGAAUAAAUUGUUCAAUUCCAAAGAUUUGGAGAAGGCCACCGACAAUUUCAACAAGAAUAGAAUACUUGGCCAAGGCGGGCAAGGAACCGUCUACAAGGGUAUGCUUGCGGAUGGAGGAAUUGUCGCCAUUAAGAAGUCAAAGGCGAUUGAUAAGGGAAAAGUCAAACAGUUCAUUAAUGAGAUUGUCAUUCUCUCGCAAAUCAACCAUAGGAAUGUGGUUAAGCUACUUGGGUGUUGCUUGGAAACAGAGUCGCCACUUUUGGUGUACGAAUUCAUACCGAAUGGGACUCUCUUCCAGUACUUACAUGACUCUCUUGUAUCAUGGGGGACACGCCUUCAAAUUGCCACCGAUGUAGCGGGAGCCUUGUCCUAUCUACAUUCAUCGGCAACAAUCCCAAUCUAUCAUCGGGACAUCAAGUCUACUAAUAUUCUCUUGGACGAUAGGUACCAUGCAAAAGUGGCUGAUUUUGGCACUUCCAAAUCCCUUUCCCUCUAUCAAACUCACGUGACUACAGUAAUCCAAGGGACAUUUGGGUACUUAGAUCCUGAGUAUUUUCAAUCGUGUCAGUUAACAGAAAAGAGCGAUGUGUACAGUUUUGGUGUGGUCCUCGUCGAACUCUUGACAGGGCAAAAGCCAAUCUUGCUUCUUGGAGAUGAGGACGAGAAAAACCUUGCAAGCUAUUUUCUCCUGUCGAUGGACGAGAACUGCCUGUUCGACAUAGUUGACCCUCAAGUUCUGAAGCAAGGCAAGGAAGAAGGGAUCGUCGCCUUUGCCAACAUCGCAAGAGGGUGCCUGAACUUACAUGGGAAGAUGCGACCUACGAUGAGAGAAGUGGCUAGUGAACUGGAGCGAAUUAGAAAGCUGGAGAAUCCCGCCAUUAGGCAUGGACAUACUCAUGAGAAGAGGGAGACGAGUACGCGUUGGGAUUCUGUUGGGUCCGCAGACAUAAUCUCGCUAUCGGACUUGCAGCCACUCAUGUGGAGUGAAUCGAUGUAAAUUAGUUCUAUCUAGAUUUUCUUAGGUGUGUUAAUACUUCAAGAAGAAUAUCAGGAUUUUGUUGUGUGUAAUUGUCAAAAGACGGAAAAUAUAAUUUCGUAUGUCGCACUCUCCUUUGAUGGAAUAAAACAAGAAACUUGGUUGUCA